GAAAGCCAAAGAAGGUCACUUUAAAAGUUUUUAUUAGAAGGCACCCUUUCCCCUGUCUUGUCUCUUCUCUUCUCUUCGACGACUUAAAGCAGCAGCAGCAGAAUCUAGGGUUUGCCAAACAGUGAAUCCUUUGGCUUUCUGAGGGAACCAAGAAAAAGCAAUAACCUUUUAAGCAAAUGGCAACUGAGAAUCCUAUAAUGAUGUCUGGGAACAAUGAGAGAUGGUCUAAUUCUGUUCCUAACCGAAGUGGGAGUGCUCCUCCGAGCAUGGAGGGAUCUUUUCGAGCCGUUGAUAAUCUAUCGUCACGACAGGGCAGUUUUCAAAAGCAGGAGUCUGUGACCACCACUCAUCCUUCUAAAAACAACCUCAAACGCGUACCUUCUCCACCUAUCUAUUACCCUGCUGCUGAGUAUCAGUUCAGAGACAAUCGUGUAGGUACACUUUCUACUCACAAGGAAGUGUCUGAGGAUGAAACCUCUCAACAGCAAUCUGUUAUUAGUUUUUCCGUUAGGACAAAUGGAGUGGAAGAAGAUUUGAGACAGGAUGAUAGUAGUGAGUCUAACUCUUCUUUAACUGGUGAAAUGAACACAGCGGAUGAGAGUGGUGAUGUCUCGGAGACAUCAGAUAACGUUGUGGUUAAAGGUAUUGCUACUGCAGUGACUACUAGAGCUUCCGUUGUCACUGAGAAGACUCCUGAUGAAUCAACUAUCAUCUCUAAGAUGAAGAAUGCUAACAUAUCUGGACCGGGAGCGCCCAAAUACCUUCGAGAGCCAAGGAACGCAAGGCCAGAAAAGCAGCAGGUUUAUCAACAACAAAAUAAUGUAACAUGGGGCGGCAAAAUGGGUUAUCAUGGUGUAAACGAUGGGGUGGUUAACGGGACCGGACAGUUUCAUUAUGGACAACAUGUGCUUCACUCUCCAGGCUUUAAGCCGCCUACUCUUUACGCUGCAGCUCAGACGGCUUAUGUGACUUCACCAGCUCAAGUCUACAACAUGCAGCAGUCUCCUCCUGUUUACUCACCUCAAUAUGGUUAUGGACCUUACGCCAACAUGAUCCCACCACACCCACAGUUCAUACCUAGAUACCCUUCACAUGGUUCAGUUCCGUUUAUUCCUCAGUUACCUGGACCAAGUGCGGGAGGUGAAAUGCAGUAUGCUCAGAAGUUCUAUGCUCCACAGGGGCAACCUCCUUUUCCAGAUCCUAUGUAUAUGCAGUACAGUCAACAGCCAUUCGGGCAGAUCAACCCGAUGGCGGCUAUUAGGGGGAACUAUAAGAAUGGUCCUGAGUCUCAGAGAGAUGAGCUGAAGUUCGUCCGGGGAGUAAGAGGGCCGAGUAGUAACUCUAAUAUGGGUAGAAUGGGGCUUAAUUAUUAUGGAGUCCAGCCAAAUAUGGGCAUUGUGGUGCAGUAUCUGCCUGCACAGCCCGGUGCUCCUCUUUCACCGGGCUCUGUUCCCUAUGUAGAGGCAUCAUAUCCUGGGUGGCAGCCACAGGGAAAUGGCCCGAGAUUGUGCAAUUUUCUUGAAGAGCUGAAGUCUGGAAAAGGCAGGAGGUUUGGUUUAUCAGACAUCACAGGACACAUUGUUGAAUUCAGUGCGGAUCAGCAUGGGAGCCGGUUCAUUCAGCAAAAGCUUGAGAAUUGUAAUCCAGAAGAGAAAGCAGCUGUCUUCAGGGAGAUUCUUCCUCAUGCUUGCAAACUAAUGACUGAUGUGUUUGGCAAUUAUGUCAUUCAGAAGUUUUUCGAAUACGGAAACACAUCACAGAGAAAGGAGCUCGCGGAUCAACUCAUGGGACAGAUAGUACCACUUAGUCUGCAGAUGUACGGUUGUAGAGUUAUACAAAAGGCUCUUGAUGUCAUAGAACUUGAUCAGAGAGUUCGUUUAGCACGUGAACUAGACGGGCAGGUAAUGAGAUGUGUUCGAGACCAAAACGGAAACCAUGUGAUCCAGAAAUGCAUCGAGAAUAUUCCUGCAGACAGAGUUGGAUUCAUGUUAGCUGCAUUCCGUGGUCAAGUUUCCUCGCUCUCUAUGCAUCCUUAUGGCUGCCGUGUCAUUCAGAGGCUUCUGGAGCGUUGCUCAAAUGAGCAUCACUGUCAGUUCAUCACCGAGGAGAUACUGGAAUCAGUAUGCGUCCUUUCCAAGGACCAAUAUGGAAACUAUGUCACACAGCAUGUUUUGGAGAAAGGGACAUCUGAAGAACGUGAGAGAAUCGUGAGGAAAGUAUCAGGGCACAUUGUGCAGCUUAGCCUACAUAAAUUUGCGUCAAAUGUUAUAGAGAAGUGCCUGGAGCAUGGCGGUAGAAUUGAGCGAGACCUCAUCAUCAAAGAGAUUGCAGGGCCCGACGAGAGCUAUGAUAGUCUAUUGAUGAUGAUGAAGGACCAGUAUGGAAACUAUGUGGUGCAGAAGAUAUUCGAGACGUGUACUGGUGAGCAGCGUGCAGCAUUGUCUAGCCGAGUCAGGAUGCACGCUUCUGCUUUGAAGAAAUACACAUAUGGGAAACAUAUUGUUACUCGUUUCGAACAGCCCUUUGGUGAAGGAAGCCGAGAAUCGAGGCGAUGAAUGGCUCUCUUCUGAUUGAAGCAGUGGCUGACUGAGAUUUUAAGUUGAUGAUUCAGUUCGCUUUUUCAUGGAAGCUGGAGAUUCAUUGCAAAGGUUGACAAUCAUUGUGGAAGCAAUUGGUUGUGAAGAAAUGUAUCAGUAGCCGUUGUGAUGAUUGUGUGGGCAUGCAUGUUGGUAAAUAUUCAAAACUGUAACUGGUUUGCGGAUUCAUCAAAGACAAUUCCAAAAACUUUUCUAAACAUUAUCAUUACUGAUUCCAUGCUAGUCGUUAUACAGCC
Molecule: messenger RNA, 2833 nt
Organism: Raphanus sativus (radish)
Lineage: Eukaryota; Viridiplantae; Streptophyta; Magnoliopsida; Brassicales; Brassicaceae
Product: pumilio homolog 6, chloroplastic-like
Exons: 10
Coding region: 177-2555 (792 amino acids)
Biological process (GO): post-transcriptional regulation of gene expression
Cellular component (GO): cytoplasm
Molecular function (GO): mRNA binding
Source: RefSeq, a predicted model, not a curated record